AUGGGUGGCUUAUAUGCUGUCGAAGACCGACCGACCCCGAAAGAGGUCUACAAUUGGCGACUCUUCGGUUAUAACUCGGCGUUUGUUAGUACGUUAAUCGCGCGCGCCAGUUCUAAGAGCGACUUUAGUAUUACGAAGGCUACAGCUGCUAGCAUCUCGAGCAACAUCACAUCUGCUGCAGUCUUAAUGACCGUCGCCACCUACCAGCUGUCGUUCAUCUAUAAGGCCUCCGUUUACGCCGGACGCGUACUUACAGGUCUCGGAUGUAGUGCCAUCACUGCCACUAUGCCAAGUUACAUUACUAAACUAUCCGAUCCUUCCAUCCGCGGCAUCCUGACUGGCCUGUUCGAGAUUGCGUACCAGAUCGGCUCAGUCAUCUGGAUUCUAAUGGCGAUCCAGCUCAUUCCCGCUGCGAUUUUGCUGGCGGGUGGCUUCUUCUUACACGAGAGUCCAUUAUGGUUAAUGCGUAAGGGACGUAAAGCAGAUGCAAGGGCAGCACUUAUACAACUUCGUCACCUUCUAGCCGAUUACGAGUACCUUCUAGAAGAUGUCAGGGAGAUGCAAGACAGACUAGAUAAAGAAGCGGCUAUCGUAGCACGCUACGGUAGUGGCACGUUUGCUUUCAUCCGGAGUUACCUUAACGAGCUAUCGUCACUUAGAGUCUCGGACAUACCACUCUACAUAGGUGUCUAUAGAUUGGUUAAGGCCAUCGCAUCAAUCAUAUACUACAUCUUCUUUAUUAAUAUGCUUAGCCGCCGUAGCCCUGUGUUAGUUACUUCGGUCUUUAUUAGAGCAUACGUUAAGGUCGGUCAUCCCGCAGAUGCUAUUACUGCUAGUGUACCCGUAUCGGCGUCCACCGCGGCUGGAGGUCGUGCUGCUAUCGGCAUAAUCAUAAUUUACUCUAUUUUCUGGUCUUUCGGUCUUAACGGUAUUCCCUGUAUUGUAUCGGCCGAGAUCUUCCCCGGAUCCCUCAGAGUUUUCACAGGAGCAUACGCUGCACUCUGUCAAUGGCUAGUCUACAUAGAUGCUGGCAGCGACGAUUUGGACAUAUUCCUCAUACCUAAGACCAAGGGUCUAACUAUUGAUUAG
Aureobasidium subglaciale EXF-2481 is the source of this 1089-nucleotide messenger RNA. RefSeq lists its product as uncharacterized. The coding region runs from base 1 to 1089 and encodes 362 amino acids. Gene Ontology annotation, cellular component: membrane. NCBI's taxonomy places the organism in Eukaryota, Fungi, Ascomycota, Dothideomycetes, Dothideales, Saccotheciaceae. Gene Ontology annotation, biological process: transmembrane transport; carbohydrate transport. Gene Ontology annotation, molecular function: carbohydrate:proton symporter activity. The record is from RefSeq and is a predicted model, not a curated record. The transcript has 9 exons.